AUGAUCCGCGAAAGACCACGGCGGAGGCUCGAGGAGAGCUGGACGGUGUGGAGGUCUGCCUGCUGGAGGAACGCCUCCAGCGCUUCCACCAGCAGGCUUAGGCUCCUCACCGGCGGUAAGUACAGCAUCAGCGGCGCCGCCGAGAAGGCCACGGCUAAGAACAGCUGCAACAUAAUCCUCUCCACCUCUCUCUCUCUCUCUUCCCUCUAUGGAAACCCUAGCCAGAACUGA
This is a messenger RNA of Spirodela intermedia, 231 nucleotides long. Lineage: Eukaryota; Viridiplantae; Streptophyta; Magnoliopsida; Alismatales; Araceae. The record is from the annotation of a GenBank genome assembly.